GCACCCACUCGCACCCUCUGGAAAGUUCUCGUGACGUCACCAGUCCUAUAUAAACCCCUCCACCGGCGGCAAAAGUGUAUCAGUCACAGCAAACUUGCCUUUGCAGUCGUUCAAUUUCUUUCGCCGAGCAACCCCAAACUCUUCAAUUUUCAAAAUGUCUCUGAUUCCCAUGUUCUUCGACGAAUCCAGCCGCCCUCUGAGCCUGUUCGACCAGAACUUCGGCCUGGGCCUCCUCAACGAUGACCUGUACCAACCCAUGAUGAGCCGCCCCUACUACCGUCCCUGGCGUCACCUCACCCGCCAGCAGAGCGGCGUCUCCAACGUGACCAACGACAAGGACAAGUUCCAGGUCAACUUGGACGUGCAGCAGUUCAAGCCUGAGGAGGUCACCGUCAAGACCGUGGACAACGUCAUCACCAUCGAGGGCAAGCACGAGGAGAAGCAGGACGAGCAUGGCUACAUCCAGCGCCACUUCGUGCGCCGCUACGUCCUGCCCAAGGACGUGCACAUUGACAAUGCUCAGUGCAACCUCUCCACUGAUGGCAUCUUGUCCGUCGUUGUUCCUAAGAAGGCUCUCCCUGCUCCGGGAUCCAACGAGAAGCCCAUUCCAAUUGUGCAGACCGGCGUCCCUGCCGUCAAGCCCGCCGAGAUCGCCAAGUGAGGCGCCUUCCUCGGUAGCCUGCUGAUUAUACACCCGCCUGCAUUUCCCACAUUUAACUUUGCCGUACUUUGUGCUUAACUAACUAACUAAUUAAUUAAAAGAUGCAGUUUAGUCCCUGCCCUAAUUAGCUUCUUAUGAAUCGUUCAAUGUUGCGCUUACCCUGUAUCUAGGGAUUUCCUUGUUUUAAUCACUCAUUAUCAAUUGCCAGAAUUAAAGCAAGACUUUGAGAUUUCAAGACUGAAUAAUAAAUGUUUCCUCUCAGGUACUGUAAUCUCUUGUAUUAAUGAAUGUUUGUAGUCUCAAAUGAAACAAUAAAGUUUGCAGGCAUUUACUUAAA
This is a messenger RNA of Neocloeon triangulifer, 998 nucleotides long. Its product is annotated as protein lethal(2)essential for life-like. The coding region runs from base 155 to 661 and encodes 168 amino acids. Gene Ontology annotation, biological process: protein refolding; response to heat. NCBI's taxonomy places the organism in Eukaryota, Metazoa, Arthropoda, Insecta, Ephemeroptera, Baetidae. The record is from RefSeq and is a predicted model, not a curated record. The transcript has 3 exons. Gene Ontology annotation, molecular function: protein folding chaperone.